Messenger RNA from Rosa chinensis, 1461 nucleotides. Its product is annotated as cell division control protein 2 homolog. Gene Ontology annotation, biological process: regulation of meiotic cell cycle; regulation of G2/M transition of mitotic cell cycle; signal transduction. The transcript has 8 exons. Bases 218 to 1102 code for a protein of 294 amino acids. Gene Ontology annotation, cellular component: nucleus; cyclin-dependent protein kinase holoenzyme complex; cytoplasm. Gene Ontology annotation, molecular function: cyclin binding; ATP binding; cyclin-dependent protein serine/threonine kinase activity. The record is from RefSeq and is a predicted model, not a curated record. Lineage: Eukaryota; Viridiplantae; Streptophyta; Magnoliopsida; Rosales; Rosaceae.
CCUCCUUGGUAAGGUUUUAUAUAAAUAUCCUAAAGGCGCAAAUAAAAAAAGGAAAAGAGUUGAAAAAAGCAAGACUUUGAAGUAGGGAGGUCAGAGCCGAAGAGUCUCUUCCUACCAAGCAAUUGGGGCUCUGCAGACAUGGUUUUCUCGAUUCUUAUUAACAGGUGAUUGCUUUUAGGGACGGAUUCUUCGGGAGAAUUUGAAGCCUGCCUACUCGAUGGACAAGUACGAGAAAGUAGAGAAGAUUGGGGAAGGAACUUAUGGCGUGGUUUACAAGGCUCGUGAUCGUCUCACCAAUGAAACCAUAGCUUUGAAGAAGAUUCGGUUGGAGCAGGAAGAUGAGGGCGUCCCAAGCACUGCCAUCAGGGAAAUUUCUCUCUUGAAAGAAAUGCAGCAUGCCAACAUUGUCAGGUUACAGGAUGUUGUGCAUAGUGAGAAGCGCUUGUAUCUGGUGUUUGAGUACCUGGACUUGGAUUUGAAGAAGUAUAUGGAUUCUUCUCCUGAAUUUGCAAAGGAUCCUCGCCAGAUAAAAAUGUUCCUUUAUCAGAUUCUCAGAGGCAUUGCUUAUUGUCAUUCACAUAGAGUUCUUCAUCGAGAUCUGAAGCCCCAGAAUCUACUGAUAGAUCGUCGCACCAAUGCACUAAAGCUUGCAGAUUUUGGACUGGCCCGAGCGUUUGGUAUUCCUGUUAGGACAUAUACUCAUGAGGUGGUGACCCUCUGGUACAGAGCCCCAGAAAUUUUGCUCGGAUCUGGCCAUUAUUCGACUCCAGUUGAUGUGUGGUCAGUGGGUUGUAUAUUUGCUGAGAUGUUAAACCAACGACCUUUAUUUCCAGGCGAUUCUGAGAUUGAUGAAUUGUUCAAGAUAUUUAGAAUCUUGGGUACUCCAAAUGAAGAUACAUGGCCUGGAGUGAAUUCUUUGCCUGAUUUUAAAUCUUCCUUUCCUAAGUGGCUUUCUAAGGACUUGGCAACUUUAGUUCCAAAUCUUGAAUCAGCUGGUGUUGACAUUCUUUCAAAAAUGCUCUGCUUGGAUCCGAGCAAAAGGAUUACGGCAAGGGGUGCUCUUGAGCAUGAAUACUUCAAAGAUAUUCCAUUUGUUCCCUGAAUCAUUUCUUCCCAUUAUGGCAGUGUGUGUACUAUCAUCGAGCAUAUCCUGUUAAUUUGGUUUGCAAGUUAAUUAUGUUGCUCUUAUGCUUUUUGUCGCUCAACUUUCUCACACGCAGUUCUCAUUAUAUUGAUUUGGCUAUCAGCAGACAUGUAUCAUCAAUUUCCCCUUGUUUUGUGUUUUUUGUUCUUAUUUAUUUCUUUAUUUUUUCUAUCUCCCUUUUACCUCUUCUUAGUUUAUGGUAUACAGUAUUUGCAUUGUCUAGAUUGCUUGUAAUUGGCAGUACAUGCCUUUAUGAGAAACAAUUUUUCUUUGAGCAAUGUAAAAGAUAGGUUUGCUUCUGAUAUCGUUUGUCUUCC